Molecule: messenger RNA, 1321 nt
Organism: Bolinopsis microptera
Lineage: Eukaryota; Metazoa; Ctenophora; Tentaculata; Lobata; Bolinopsidae
Product: calmodulin-like
Exons: 6
Coding region: 215-898 (227 amino acids)
Cellular component (GO): myosin II complex
Molecular function (GO): calcium ion binding
Source: RefSeq, a predicted model, not a curated record
AACGGUUACAACGUGAACACUAAAAGCAGUAUAAUUGCUGUCACUUGAGCCGCUCUAAUAAUUAUAUCGUUUUAGUCCUGACCGAGAAAGAGAGCUAAGUGCUCCACCUAUUAUACCUCAAAUCGUUAUUUGAGUCACGAUCAUUUGACUGCCGAUACAAUCGUGUAUAGUUUGUAUUUGUAACUUGUAUUGUUGUUGUGCACCGUGCGUUACCAUGACGUUGAAUGACGAUGCAACGUCGCCACGUGAUCACGUGUCAUCACCACCUGAUCACUAUGACGACGUGACGUCAUCACCAUACUACUCCAGUGUUCCUGAUUACAUGGCAGAGAACUUCAGUAAGGCUCAGCUCGACGAGUUUAAGGAGGCGUUUGCUCUGUUCGAUGGGAAGAGUUCAGGAUCUGUUCCUGUAGAGGAGAUUGGGACUAUCGUCAGAUCUCUAGGACACAAUCCGAGUAAGACAGAUGUGCAGAGCAUACAGGAAGAGCUGAGGAAGGAGGGAAAGAGUGAGGUAGAGUUUGGUGACUUCCUGGGGGUACUGGCUAAAUAUUUCAAAGAUUUAGAAGUCGAUCCAGCUACUGAACUGAAACAAGCUUUUAAAGUGUUUGACAAGAAAGGAGAUGGGACUAUUAAUGUAAACGAGCUUAUUCACAUAUUAUCCACCUUAGGGGAACAGCUCACAGAAGACGAGAUAGAAAGGAUGUUAGCGGAGGGUAACAUUGAGUCAAACGGCGAAAUAAACUACGACAUGUUUGUUAAAUUAAUAACGAGUAUCUGCUGUUUUGGUGUGGCUCGUAGCGCAAGCAUAUCUCUAUGUAACAAAGAGGAAAUGGCAGACGCACAACAAAUGUGUGAUGAUUUGGAAAAGCAGAUAGCCAGCUUGAAGAUAGCCUUCUGAUCAGCUAGCAGUUAGCCAGCUUGAAGAUAGCAGCUGGAUUGCAGCUGGAUUCUUCAACCAUACCAGGGCUUAAAAAAUAUAACAAGGCAGCUAGCAAUAAGUUUUAUUAUUGACUUAAUCUCUUAAUCAAUGAAUUAACUUCACGACUUUUGCUGUUUGCAUUAAUUUUUGGGGUCUUGAUUAAUUGAUAUUUUUAGAUACUGCAUGAUGAGAUAGCUUUGGGGAUUUGUUUUUUGAAAAAAUAUUAUCAGAUUCAGUAAUCAGUUAUGGUCCAUUGUUAGCUUCGUAUGUUAGAGUAGUUAGUGAUGGUGAUUCUUGGCAAUAUUAUCCAGUAUAUCAUAUUAUAUACUAUGGCAUAAUUGGAUUAGCCGUUUCUUAUUUUCACAAUUUAAAGAUGUUUUUAAAAGUAGUCUUUAUAUCAAG